CUUUCUGCCAAAUCCCAGAAAACUUAAACCUAACCUUUUCUCCUUUAAGAAACCUACAAUUCUGCUCUUUAUUUUAGCCAACGAUGAAGGUGUUCGAGGUUAAUGGAUCCACCCUCUGUCUUGCCCUCUUCGUCGACGUCACCAACUCCAACUGCUAUGGGGUGAGACGAGGAAGUUAAAGGUGCAUUAUCUGAUUGUCAAAGUAUUCCACAUGUUGCGGGAAAGAAAAAGAUUAGCCUUAUUCAGAUGAAGAGCAAUUGGAAUCCCAGGCCAGCAGCUAUCCUGCCCUGUGCUAGUGUGUGUUUGUGUGUGCGGGGAACUCCUGGAUUCAAUGCAAGGUGGAACUUUGGAACCAGAAGUAGCAUUGCUGAAUGCAUUACUUAUCCCAGAUGUUUUCCCUGUUCUGGCUGCUGCACACAAGACGCUUGCAGCUAAAUCAAGGCAGUCAUUAACAACACGGACUCUGCAUUCUGAGCUUGUCUAUAAUUAUUCAGGUUCUAAGCAUAUCUCAGAAUCCUUAAAAAGAUGUGGCAUCUCUGAAAGUUCAACCUAUAUCCUUGUGGCUCGGUUCAGUGCUUCUGCUGAUGAGAUGACAGCCAUAGAGAAACUGAUAGAAGGAAGAGAAAUCGAUUUAGAUGAUUUGGAAGGAAAUGCAAAUCAAUCCCAAAUACAGAAGCACUACAAAAUAUCAAGCUUGGAGUUGGAGAUAUCUUCGCUUGCUGAAGCCAUAACUUGCAGGAUCGCUGCCCGAGACGCAAUGUGAAGCAGGAAUUUGCUGCCAACUUCAAAGGACUUCUCCUCUUCACUUUUUCGCUCCUUGUUGCCACACUUCAGAGGACUUCUGACUUUCCUUGACCAUCACUCGUACAACUUUUUACAAUAUUAAGACGCAAUUUCUGAUUCAGUUCCUGAUGGUGUAACUUGGCCUGAGUAGCGAAUUCUCGGACGAGUUUGUCGCUGAAGAUCCAAGACUGCCCCAUAUCAUGUCUACUUAUGCUGCUUUGUUUGAUUGUGAAAACGGGGUACUAUAAAGUGUAAAUGGCGAUAAAUUGUUUUUUGAUUACUGUGUCUAGUCUCUACUCGAUAUUUUUGACUG
Coffea arabica (coffee) is the source of this 1096-nucleotide messenger RNA. RefSeq lists its product as uncharacterized. Gene Ontology annotation, biological process: tRNA threonylcarbamoyladenosine modification. NCBI's taxonomy places the organism in Eukaryota, Viridiplantae, Streptophyta, Magnoliopsida, Gentianales, Rubiaceae. The record is from RefSeq and is a predicted model, not a curated record. Gene Ontology annotation, cellular component: EKC/KEOPS complex; cytosol; nucleus.